This is a messenger RNA of Boleophthalmus pectinirostris (great blue-spotted mudskipper), 1074 nucleotides long. It is a transcript of the gene rasd4, whose product is annotated as rasd family member 4. Lineage: Eukaryota; Metazoa; Chordata; Actinopteri; Gobiiformes; Gobiidae. Gene Ontology annotation, molecular function: GTP binding; GTPase activity. The record is from RefSeq and is a predicted model, not a curated record. Bases 52 to 678 code for a protein of 208 amino acids. The transcript has a single exon.
GUUGCGCUCUCUAUCUCUCCCUUUAUCAUUCCCAUUUACUCACCUAGAAUCAUGUCUUUAGAAGUGAAGGAGAAGACGGAGGUGCGCUUGGUUUUCCUUGGCGCAGCCGGUGUGGGCAAGACCGCUCUCAUCCAGCGGUUUCUGAAGGACACGUUCGAGCCCAAGCAUCGCCGCACCGUGGAAGAACUUCACCGGAAAGUCUACGAAGUGGGCGGAAUCAAAGUCACCAUAAACAUCAUGGACACGAGUGGCAGCUACUCCUUCCCGGCCAUGCGUAAACUCUCCAUCCAAAACAGCGACGCGUUCGCUCUGGUCUACGCCGUGGAUGACCCGUCCUCCCUGGAAGCGGUGAAACAGCUGCGAGAAGAGAUUUUAGAAGUCAAAGAAGAUAAAUUCACGCCUAUUGUGGUGAUAGGGAACAAAAUAGACAGGCAGAACGAGAGGCAGGUGUCCAGCGAAGAUGUCCUGUCCACGGUGGAGUUGGACUGGAACCACAGCUUUUUGGAGUCGUCCGCCAAAGACAACGUCAAUGUUUUGGAGGCGUUCAGGGAGCUGCUCCAACAAGCCAACUUGCCCAGUAGACUGAGCCCCGCGCUGGCCAGGAGACGAGAAACUUUCCCCAAAGACAGCAGCAAGCAUCCGCCUAUGAACAAGACCAACAGUUGUCAAAUAUCAUGAACGACCAGCAAAAGACUGACACAUGUUUUUUUUUUUUUUUUGUACAGCAUUGGUUUGCAUAGACAAUUUAGAUGCAAAACCCUCUGAAACGUUGUUAUAAAAUGUGUUACAGCUGCAGCAGUAUACUAGACCGGCUUUUAAUAUGCUAUUUAUGUCAUAUUUCAAGCUUGUAUUAUUACAGUGUUGAUAAAAGUGCAAUAUCUGUGUUUUUUUAUGCAAAGUGAAAGCAAGUUAUAAGUGGCUUUUGUCCAUAAUCUAAUAAAAUAUAGGUCAUUAUAACUGUAUUACACAAAAGGACACUCUAUAAAUGAUGACUGCAUAUUAAAAAAGUGUAAAGGCCAUUUACUGUUACUCUGUAUUUCAACUACGUCAAAGAAUAAAUUAUUUUUUUAGUAA